UGGAGACUUAAUGUUUGACUGGCAGUUACGACCUGCCUACCGUUUUGACAAAACAGGAGAGAUCUGCUUCUGUUGUACUCCCAAAAUAUCUGAUAAAUAGAGAGAGCAGUCUGCUUUUUUCCAACCACAUCAUAAUUAUCUGCCCUGUUUUAUAAAACCCAAGACAAUGGCUGAGGCAAUGGAAAACGGAACUGGGACUGACAAGAAGGUGAUGGUGGCCAUUGAUGAAAGCGAUUGCAGUCACUAUGCUCUCAUGUGGGUUCUUGAGAACCUCAAAGACUCCAUAACCAAGUCUCCCUUGAUCAUCUUCGUGGCUCAGCCUCCUGCCACCGGAAAUAUCACAUUCGCUGCGUCUCUCGGCGUUGCUCGCAUGUAUUACCCCAUUUCAUCCACUCCGGGAUAUGUUGAAUCUGCCCAGGAAAAUCAUAGGAAGUUUGCGGUGGCUCUGUUGGAGAAAGCUAAACAGAUAUGUGCUAGUCAUGGGGUAGAGGCAAAGGUAGUUACAGAGAUUGGGGAUCCUAAAACAGCCAUAUGUGAUGCUGUUGAAAAACACGACAUCAAUUUGCUUAUUCUAGGGGAGCGUGGACAUGGAACAAUCAAAAGAGCCAUACUUGGCAGUGUCAGCAACUACUGCGUUCAAAAUGCUAAGUGCCCCGUUCUGGUUGUGAAGAAAGCACAAGUUCAAGUUGCUUGACAUGAUCCAGAUUUCAGGAUGUAAAUAAUAUGCAUAAUUAAGAAGCAUGUAGUGUGGCAUAUUAAUUGUGUUUAGAUUUGGAUGAUUCUGGUAUCCGGAGAACGAUGGCAACUUAAACUGUUGACAGAAUCUGGGUGACAUAUGUUAGUCUUCUUAUGUAUCAUGUGUUACCAAAACUUGCUGGACUUAUAAGCAGCAAGCCAUUUUCUAUUAGAUUUACCGUGUGUGUUCACAUGCUUGAAACUUUUAGAAACAAAGAGAUUACUAGACUUUGAAAAGAGUGAUGUAUUUUCAUAAGUUGUUCCAAAGUUUUAUGGACAAUACAUAAUUU
Messenger RNA from Prunus avium (sweet cherry), 1025 nucleotides. RefSeq lists its product as uncharacterized. Lineage: Eukaryota; Viridiplantae; Streptophyta; Magnoliopsida; Rosales; Rosaceae. The record is from RefSeq and is a predicted model, not a curated record.